Molecule: messenger RNA, 2859 nt
Organism: Colias croceus (clouded yellow)
Lineage: Eukaryota; Metazoa; Arthropoda; Insecta; Lepidoptera; Pieridae
Gene: Usp5
Product: ubiquitin carboxyl-terminal hydrolase 5
Exons: 17
Coding region: 126-2537 (803 amino acids)
Biological process (GO): protein deubiquitination
Molecular function (GO): zinc ion binding; cysteine-type deubiquitinase activity; protein binding
Source: RefSeq, a predicted model, not a curated record
UAAGUCAUUCGUUUUCAUGAAAAAUGAACGGUGAAAAUUGCUAAAAUUGCAAGCAAAUUGGAAUUAUUUAGCGUUUUGUCUGAAAACAAAAAUAUCUUCAUUAUAUUGCAUUGAGAACAGUAAACAUGGCGUCUCUAGAUCUUUUAACACCACAUUUGGAUAAAAUCAAAAUACCAACAUCUCAGCAAUUGGUUUACAAAGAUGAAUGUGUAUAUUCGUUCGACAACCCGGAAUCUGAAACGGGUCUGUACGUGUCGCUGACAUCAUUCCUUGGUUUCGGCCGCAACUACGUCGAGCAGUACUUUCAAAAAACCGGUAAUGCUGUGUUCUUGCACAUUACCAGGGAGAAGAAACCAAUCCCCGAACCGGAACAAACUGGUGAUGGACCGGAGAAGAAGAUCACGCGUUUGGCGAUCGGCGUGGAGGGUGGAUUCGAUCCCGACUGCGGCAAGCCAAAGUACACCUACACAGACCACUACAAUGUGGUCGUGUUGCCAGGCUUCCAGAGCUAUCCGUGGCCGAAUGAUGCGUUGCCUGAAGUGAUAAAGAAGUCUGUGCAAGGAAUAUUAGAUGCAGAAUCGCCAUUCAAAAUAGCUGAAAUGCAAGCAUUACAUGGCACUUGGGAUGGUGAAAAGCGAGAAGUCUCUGUCCAUGCUGUAAAUUUGCUUCAAUUGGAUAACGGAAUAAAGAUACCGCCCUCUGGAUGGAAGUGCGAAAAGUGCGAUCUCACCAACAACCUCUGGUUGAAUCUCACGGAUGGAUCCAUACUGUGUGGACGUCGAUUCUUUGAUGGUUCCGGUGGUAAUGACCAUGCGGUGGAACAUUACCGCCAAACGGGCUACCCUCUAGCAGUAAAGCUGGGUACUAUAACAGCGGAGGGCAAAGGUGACGUGUUCUCGUACGCUGAAGACGAUAUGGUUGAGGAUCCGUUUUUGGCAGAUCAUUUGAAGCACUUUGGCAUAAAUGUGCAGCAGUUGCAGAAGACGGAAAAAUCAAUGGCCGAGUUGGAACUAGAGUUGAACCGUCGUACGGGCGAAUGGAAUACACUACAAGAGAGCGGCAGUGAGUUGCGGCCCUUGCACGGCCCGGCGCUCACCGGCCUCAAUAACUUGGGCAACUCGUGCUAUAUCAAUAGUGUGCUGCAGGUAAUGUUCCGUAUGCCAGAUUUUGUGCGUCGCUUCGUCGAGGGUGCUCCGGAAAUAUUCGCCACCUUCCCAGAAGAUCCUGUCAAUGAUUUCAAUGUACAAACCGCGAAAGUGGGAGUGGGCCUCAUAUCCGGUCGCUACUCGUUCCCCGGCGAAGUGGACGGCAGCCAGCAGGGCAUCUCCCCGCACAUGUACCGGCAGCUCAUCGGCAAGGGCCACCCGGAGUUCAUGACCAAGCGGCAACAGGAUGCGCACGAGUUCUUCCUGCACUUCCUUACUUUGUUGGAGCGCAACAGCCGCCAUCGCGUCAACCCGUCCGAGUGCAUGCGUUUCGCGGUAGAAGAGCGUGUACAGUGCACGGAAUCACGUGGAGUGAGAUACACUCGUCGUGCUGAACACCAUCUACCAUUGCCAGUGCCGGUCGCAGCGGCUGAUAAUGUGCAGCAGCUGAGGGAAUACGAGAAACGCCGGGCGAACGCGGAAGCUAGCGGGCAGAGACUAGACCCAUCGGAAGUGGUCCGUCCGCACAUCCCGUUCCAGGCCUGUCUCGAGAGCUUCAUGAAGGAGGAGACCGUUGAGCAGUUCUUCAGCUCGGCCGUCAACAAGAAGGUCACUGCUAAAAAGAUUACCCGAUUGGCAACAUUCCCAGACUAUUUGCUGAUACAGUUGAAGAAAUUCACCAUCAAAGAAGAUUGGACACCCGCUAAGUUAGAUGUCGCUGUUGACAUGCCGUGGGAGGUAGAUCUAAGCUGUUUACGCGGAAGUGGCCUGCAGGCCGACGAGACGUUGUUACCAGAAACAGCGAAUGAAACACCUGCACCCGUGUUCGAUGAUAACUUGUUGUCGCAGCUUUUGGACAUGGGAUUCCCCGUAGAGGCUUGCAAGAAGUCGCUGUACUACACGAACAACUCGAGCAUGGAGGCGGCGUCCAACUGGCUGAUGGAGCACAUGACGGACUGGGACUUCGCCAACAAGUUCGAGCCGCCCGGCUCUAGGGCUUCCGAUGACGCAUCUGGAGUAGACGUGGACCCGGCCAGCGUGGAGCAGAUAACCAGCAUGGGUUUCACCAACACACAAGCUGCUAAAGCACUCAGAGCAACCGGGGGUGAUGUGGCCCGAGCACUGGACUGGAUCUUCAGCAGAGCUGACCAGCUGGAUGAGGAGCAGCCCGCUGCAGUGGAGAAUGAACGCUCGUUGGGAUGCAGGGAUGGACAGGAGAAAUACAAGUUGGUAGCGUUCAUAUCUCACAUGGGCACAUCGACGAUGGUCGGUCACUACGUGUGCCACAUCUUGCACGAGGGACGUUGGGUUAUAUUCAAUGAUAAUAAGGUCGCGCUCUCAGAGAAUCCCCCCAAGGACCUCGGCUACUUGUACCUGUACGAGAGACUGUGAUGCCAGGAACAAGGCGCGUCGCCUGACUUCGUCCGACAACUGCAAUGUCUUAGACUGCGCUAAAUUCACCACAUGCAGAUUUCACGGGAAGAAACACGGUUUAAAACCGUUAAAAUUAGAUUUAGUACACUAUUUGAUUGUGACAUUGGAAUAGGCUUAAGUUUUUUUUCGCUGAUUAUUUAUUUAUGAAUAAUGAGAUGUGUAUGAAUACUAUUUUUUUUAAUACGCUUUUUAUUAUUUUUGGAAUAGAUUCUGCGUUGUGUAAUUGUUACAAGUCGAUAAUUACCCAGUUCAUGAUAAAUACUAAAUAGUAAGAAAAUUU